Molecule: messenger RNA, 1329 nt
Organism: Capsicum annuum
Lineage: Eukaryota; Viridiplantae; Streptophyta; Magnoliopsida; Solanales; Solanaceae
Product: BTB/POZ domain-containing protein At4g30940-like
Exons: 1
Coding region: 1-1329 (442 amino acids)
Biological process (GO): protein homooligomerization
Molecular function (GO): protein binding
Source: RefSeq, a predicted model, not a curated record
AUGGUAACUCCAAAAGAUAGGGUGGAACUCAAUGUUGGUGGCAGAAUCUUUGAAACUACGGCCGCAACCUUAGGAAUCGCUGGCGAAAAGUCAUUCUUCCGAGCCAUGUUUGAUGAGAAUUGGAACCUGCAUUCUGAUUCAGCGAUCACUGAACACUUCAUUGAUAGAGAUCCUGAUUAUUUCGCCGUCCUUCUUAGCCUACUCAGGACAGGAGAGCUUUACAUUCCUCCAAAGAUUGAUAAAAGGCUCCUAUACAGAGAGGCUGAAUAUUAUGGCAUUCUGGAUCAAGUCAGGUCAGCUAAAUGGGGUUCGUUUGAUGGAAAUAGGGUCCGAUUGGCAGAGUCCAUAUCAGACUGGUCAUCAGAGGCCAGGUCUGCUAAGAUUGUUCAAGCUAGUCCGAGUGGCGGGUGCUGUGUGGCUCACGGAGGUGUGGUUCGCGUGUACGAUUGGAUGCUAGAAGAACACCCUAUAAUACAUACUGAGCACCAUAACGUGAAUGAUGUUUGUUGGGUUGAUUCUGAAAGUAUUGUGGUUAGCUCUGAUGAAAAGAUAGCUAGUGGAGGCCUAGGGCUAUUCAAUGCAUCUACAGGAGAAUCGAAGUAUAAAUUCCAAGUUACAGAUGAAUUAAAAGGUUACAAAGCAGGUGCGCUCAGUGUUAGCUCGAAUGACAAGUUGUUCGCCAGUUGUACUGACAGCACUACCCGCAAGCAUGUGAUUGGUGUUUGGGACCAAGUCACAGGUACAUUGAUGAAUUUCUUCAGCUGUCCGCCUCAUCCACCUCAUAAUGCUGCCAGGCUGCAAUGGUUACAUGAUAUCAACUGUGUGAUGGUUGUUUCUUCCUCUCCGGGGGAUGAAAUCUGCUUGUUUGACUUAAGACAAAACGAUAUGGUUUGGUCAUGGGAUGUUAAGGCUGGGGAGAAGCAGUACUGUUGUGGGAUUAUAGAUGCAAUAGCGAUAGAGAAGAGUAGUUCGAUUUGUGUAUUAGCUGAACAGAAGGGUAUGGGAUUCGUGGAUUUGAGGAGAACUGAUGCGAGUUUAAAUUGGAGAAACGAUCUGAUGGGUACUGACUGGUCAUAUAGAGACGAUCUGGUGCAUAUUGACGAGUAUUUAUAUGUAAAAUUAGCAUUUCACGAGGGCCAACUGUUUUCAUCAUGGGGCAAUAGAAUUUUCGUGUAUGGUGGUUCUGAUUGGCUUCCAACAUCACAGUUUGAACGGAGUCGUGGUGGUCCAAUUCGCGAUUAUUCAAUUGAUGGUGACCGCCUUUUCGCUCUGCAGGAUAAUGAAAAUAUCGUUGAUGUAUGGGAGACCCCUCGUCCACCAAUUAUUUGA